AAAGAAUAGAAUAUUACGGUAAAUAGAAUUUAUGGAACAAUUUCUCUCUAACCGUCGCCGUCGCUUCAAAGCAUAAGGUAACGAAGGGGAAGGAGGAAUGUCGCGUAUCUCAAGAAACUGUUCCAUUGUAUUCAUAAUAGUUACCAAUGACAGACAACUUAUUACCCCACUAAAGGAAGCAAGGCGAUUUAUGGUUGACUGUUUUAAAGCAGUGGGAUCUAAUCAAACCCAUGCUGAAAUAGUAUCAGAUAAUUUGCUGGAAGCUGAUUACAGGGGACACUAUACCCAUGGAAUGAACAGAUUAGAAACCUACAUUAACUGUUUACAACACGGACUUGUAAGUCCCAAUGCCGUGCCUACAAUAGAUAAAGAAACAGAGGCCACUGCUUUAGUCAAUGGAAAUAAUGGCUUUGGUGCUGUUGUUGGUCAAUAUUGUAUGAAUUUGGCUAUAGAAAAGGCUAAAAACACUGGAAUAGGAUUAGUUGUGUGUCAUGCUUCAAAUCAUUAUGGAAUGGCUGGAAUGUAUGCUUUGCAAGCCAUUAAAAAAGGAUUCAUAGGAUUUAGUGCAACUAACUCUCCAUGUUUGAUGGUUCCAACCAGAGCAAAAAAGUGCCUAGACGGUUUGGAUGUUAGCGACCAUCAUGACAAUAUGUACUUUGCACACUGCUGCUCUAAAAAGUCGGCUUUGGGAACAAAUCCAAUGGGAUUCGGAGUCCCUGCGAAAGAUGGGGAUAGCUUUGUCCUAGAUAUGGCAACGACCGUGGCUGCUUUAGGAAAGAUUGAAAUACAACGUAGAAAGGGGAAACCAAUUCCACCAGGAUGGGCUUUAAAUAAAGAAGGCAAAGUUGAAACAGAUGCCGAUAUCGCAUUUCAGGAUAAGUUACUGGUUCCUCUUGGAGGAGAAGAAAUAAACGCUGGGUAUAAAGGAUAUGGUUUGGCUGUAGUCGUGGAUGUAUUAUCCGGAAUUUUAUCAGGAUCAAAUUAUGGUCCAAAAGUACCAAACUUUGGCACAUUAGAAAAUAUAGGACAUGCCUUUAUAGCGAUUAAUCCAAAAGUGUUCGCACCUGGAGUAGAAAAUAGAAUGAGUGACUUGAUGAAUCACUUACGAAAUAUGGAACCUGUAGAUCCAAAUCUACCAGUGUUAGUCGCAGGCGAUCCGUCAAGGAAGAAUAUGGAAAAAGUUCAGAAAGAUGGAGGUUUAUCCUACGUCCAAAAUCAACACGAUACGAAUAAAAAGCUUGCUCAAAGUCUAAAUGUUUCACCAAUGAAAUCGAUUUUAAUAAUAGGACAUACAUAAGACAUACAUAUUAUUCAAUUGAUGCUUUAAAAGAUAUUGCACCAUCACUUAGGCGA
This is a messenger RNA of Diabrotica virgifera virgifera (western corn rootworm), 1353 nucleotides long. RefSeq lists its product as uncharacterized. Gene Ontology annotation, molecular function: oxidoreductase activity. NCBI's taxonomy places the organism in Eukaryota, Metazoa, Arthropoda, Insecta, Coleoptera, Chrysomelidae. The coding region runs from base 98 to 1297 and encodes 399 amino acids. The record is from RefSeq and is a predicted model, not a curated record. The transcript has 9 exons.